UUUCCUUCAAUUGAUUGACAAACAAGUGUGGAUUUGUCUCUAAUUAAUCGAUAUUAUUGCUGUUUUUCUGCCAAAACUACCAAAUUUCCAGUUUUAAAAGUGUGCCCGAGUAUCCGAGGAACGACGAAAAAUGUCUACAACUGCGAUGAAUCAAGGCGCCGUGCCGACACAACAAUCUCCGCUACAGAAGCCUCCAAGCGGAUGGCCCAGAAAUGCAAAUAAACCGGCAGAAACUGUGAAACAAUACACGCCCGGCGGCUCUUUAACGCUCAAUCGCACCAUUAAUUUGUAUCCGCUCACAAAUUACACGUUUGGCACAAAGGAACCACUUUUCGAGAAAGAUCCCUCGGUUCCGGCGCGUUUUCAGCGAAUGCGUGAUGAAUUCGACAAAAUUGGGAUGCGUCGCAGCGUUGAAGGCGUUCUUUUGGUGCACGAACACGGAUUACCGCACGUUUUGUUGCUGCAAUUGGGCACGACGUUCUUCAAAUUGCCCGGAGGCGAGCUGAAUGCCGGCGAAGACGAAGUCGAGGGACUCAAACGACUACUCACAGAGACAUUAGGUCGUCAGGAUGGCAUCAAGGCAGAAUGGACCGUCGAGGAUACGAUCGGCAAUUGGUGGCGUCCCAACUUUGAGCCUCCGCAAUAUCCAUACAUCCCGCCUCACAUCACGAAGCCAAAGGAGCACAAACGUCUAUUUUUGGUUCAAUUACAUGAGAAGGCUUUGUUUGCGGUGCCAAAAAAUUACAAACUCGUAGCGGCGCCUCUGUUCGAGCUGUAUGACAACUCUCAAGGAUAUGGACCAAUAAUUUCGUCAUUGCCACAGGCUUUGUGUCGCUUUAAUUUUAUCUACAUGUAAAAUUACUGCGAUCCCGUGGAGGAGAAAUCGAAAAAAAAAUCUGACAAGUCACGAGAAUCUUAAUUUUCUCAUUAAAAAUUUUUCUUUGUCAAUAUAAAAAGUUUGUAGUAUUCAAGUGGUAAAUUUACUACAUACAAAAAAAAUUAUAAUUUAAGAAAAAUUGUAUAAUUUAGGUGUUUAACUUAACAUAAAAAAAUAAUUAAUUAAAUAAAAAAUC
Messenger RNA from Culicoides brevitarsis, 1073 nucleotides. It is a transcript of the gene Cpsf5, whose product is annotated as cleavage and polyadenylation specificity factor subunit 5. The transcript is spliced from 4 exons. Bases 131 to 856 code for a protein of 241 amino acids. Gene Ontology annotation, cellular component: mRNA cleavage factor complex. Lineage: Eukaryota; Metazoa; Arthropoda; Insecta; Diptera; Ceratopogonidae. Gene Ontology annotation, molecular function: mRNA 3'-UTR AU-rich region binding. The record is from RefSeq and is a predicted model, not a curated record.